CUUCUCGUUUCCUUUCUCCUUGUGCAAACACCCCUCACCGCCUAGCAAGCCCUGCAGUUUCCGGUCUAGGAAUUCCGCCCUUACACCCACACACACACACAUAUAUAUAUAUAUCUCUAUAUUGCUAUCCUCCACCGCCCGCUAUCGUCAACUACUCACCGCCAUGACCGCCGACGAUGGUACCCAAACCAACGGCAUUCCUGCGAAGUGCGAUCCUCAAGCGAGCCUCCUAAAUAUGCCGAAACAAGAGCAGAAACCGUGGAUUCUAGAGGAUGAACUCGACAAGAUGGCUCCACGCUUUGCAGAAAACACUACCUCACCUAUCCCCUUCUUCCACCUCCUCGAGCAACUAAAGACCACAAAGCGAGCUGGCUGGCAGCGCUUCGGCCUCCAACACUGCGAAUCCAUCUCCGACCACAUGUACCGAAUGAGCAUCCUUUCUAUGCUCGCACCAGCCUCCCUCUCCUCUAAGCUCGAUCUCGCAAAGUGCACUAGGAUGGCACUGAUACACGACAUGGCCGAGGCGAUAGUCGGUGACAUAACUCCAGUGGACAAUGUGUCCAAAGAAGAGAAGAGCAGGCGAGAAGCCGAAACCAUGGACUACAUUUGCAACAGGCUCCUUGGAAAGCUCAAUGGUGGAUUGAACGGUCGGGAAAUCCGGGCGAUAUGGCAGGAGUAUGAAGAUAGCGAGACGUUGGAAAGCAGGUUCGUGCACGACAUCGAUAAGAUAGAGCUCAUCCUGCAGAUGGUGGAGUAUGAGCGAACGAACAAAGGCGCAGUGGAUUUGGGAGAGUUUACGUGGGUUGCCACGAGGAUUCAAUGCCCAGAGGUCAAGGCCUGGUCGGACCACGUUCUGUGGGAACGGCUGACAUUGUGGGAAGCUUUCGGGAAGGAACCGAAGUGGGGUGGAAAAGACGGGCUGACCAAGCCGAAAGCGAAGCCUGCCCCUCUCUAGACUCGCGGUCGAGCUCGGAGAACCACUUGUGGAAUUUGGCGGGAGAAAGGAUCAUGGUUCACAAACGGCACACCGCCUGGUAGACGGCAUGGAGUUUGGGUUCUCUAGCGCUGUGAAUUCAGUGCUCACCAAUAUUCUUGCAUUGAAUUGAAAUUCAC
Molecule: messenger RNA, 1113 nt
Organism: Lindgomyces ingoldianus
Lineage: Eukaryota; Fungi; Ascomycota; Dothideomycetes; Pleosporales; Lindgomycetaceae
Exons: 2
Coding region: 164-955 (263 amino acids)
Cellular component (GO): cytoplasm
Molecular function (GO): 5'-deoxynucleotidase activity
Source: RefSeq, a predicted model, not a curated record